This is a messenger RNA of Cryptosporidium muris RN66, 8166 nucleotides long. Its product is annotated as CCR4-Not complex component, Not1 domain-containing protein, conserved. Gene Ontology annotation, molecular function: molecular adaptor activity. Gene Ontology annotation, cellular component: P-body; CCR4-NOT core complex. The coding region runs from base 1 to 8166 and encodes 2721 amino acids. The record is from RefSeq and is a predicted model, not a curated record. Lineage: Eukaryota; Apicomplexa; Conoidasida; Eucoccidiorida; Cryptosporidiidae. The transcript has a single exon. Gene Ontology annotation, biological process: nuclear-transcribed mRNA catabolic process, deadenylation-dependent decay.
AUGGUAGAUCAAGUAUCUACUGGAGGAGAGAGUGGAAGAGACAAACGUAUCUGUCAUAUUUUAAGGGAUUUGGGACCAUCAUGCACAUACAGUAUUGAAUCUUUUGGAGAAGUAAUACAGAGUUGGAAAUUUGACACUGGAAAUAUAGUGAGAGAAAUAGUAGAUGCCAUGAUAUAUAUGCUAGGACAUACAUCAAGUGACGGUAUUGGAGACAGGAGACUAUUAGAUAAUGAGUCAAGUAAUUUUACAGCAGUUUUGCGAGCUCGAUGGAAUGAAUUGAGUAAUACUGUAGCUGAUGCACAGUUUAAUAAUAACAGUACUUAUGAAUAUAUGAAAUCAGGUUGGAAUCCAAGUGUGUUUGUAGCAGGUACAAAUAAGGCUGUUUCGUUAUAUGAGAAGAAUUCCGUUGUCCCGUGGGAUAUUGUAUUCACAGAAUUUAUAAAAUCAGAUAAUAACCUACUUAUAGAAGAGAAUGAUGGAUCUUUCGAGUUAUUCUGUGGUCUAUAUGGUUGCAGUAUCAAGCAUGAUAGCAAUAACAAUAAUAUACAACAUCACGGUUUGAAUUGUAUCGUCCCUUUGCGAAUAUUCAUAAAAGAAGAAUGGAAAAAUAUUAAUGUGUUGUCAGUUUUUCUCCUCAAAAUAUGCAGAAUGUGUUUUGAAGUAAAUGAUGAUAUGAAUCAUGCUAAAUAUCAGGAUAACCCACCAAGUCAAAAUUUAGAUAUUUCUGGAGUAAAUGGUGAGCCAAUAUUGGACUCUAGAGAUGAUAUCAUUGUAACUUUGGAUGAAUCUCUUAUUCAUCCCUCUAUUGUUGAAAUAUGCAACACAACCCUUUCAGAAUUGAUAAAUGAAGGUAUAGUGGGUAAACCUGAUGAUACUUUACAGAAAUAUGGUUUGUCAAAACUAGGAAAUCGCUCAUCUAAUGGAUCUUGUGGAAUAUGGAUGUGCUUACAUCUAGUUCAACUACUUAUUUCUUUAUGUAAAAAGCUGGAAAAUGAUGAGAUACGUGAUAAGGUGCAUUAUCUACUGUUUUACGAAGCACCUAAAUAUGCCCCUGUUGGUAUUUUAGUCUCAAUAUCUCAAAUUUAUGAUUGUAGUAUGGAAUAUGCAAAUAUAUCCGAAGAGCUGAGAAUUAAGAUUCAGGAACUAAAUAAUAUUGUAAUUCCAAAUAGAAAGAUUUCCUCAUUAAGCCUAAUUAGGCUUUGCCUUCCAAACAUCCGCAAUUUUAUAUUAGCACCUUUAAAUAGCAAUAUUGCCUCAACCAAUCCUUUAUCUUCAUCAUAUGACAAGGAAUUCCACCUUGGUAGAUAUUUUGAUCCAGUAUUACUACUGUUAUUUACUGCUGUUAAUGCAAAUCCUUCAAAGCAUGGAAAGUGUCAAUUUGUACACGAUUUACUAGGGCAGAUAUCUUUAUGUUACUGUAUUGCAUCAAUAACUAUUAUGUCGAGUAUAUCUAAGCUUACUAGAGAUACAUUUUGGUCAUAUUGUUAUGACGAAUGGAGCUAUCAAAUCCCAUUUUCGUUAAAUGACGAUGAGAAAUGUAUUGAAACUGAUGAACAUACAAGUAACAGUGAAAAAUACCAAGCCUUUAUGAAAGAUUAUUCUGCAGAAUGUAUAGACUACUUCCACUGGUGGUUUCUUACUUUAGAUCUAAUAUUUGCAGCACUUAGUUUAGGUUCUCUUGGAUCACCAGAACUAUGCAAGAGUGAAUGUAGUGAUUCUCGCCAAUCUGCUUCAGAAGUACUUUCUUACUUAUUUAAAUUGAGACUGAAUAGCGCCCCUGAUAAUAGUGAUACAGUUAUAUUUGUGGCCUGUAUACUUGACUAUCUACGUGCUCGUUUAGUUUAUAUGACAUAUGCAUCUGCAGAUUUACAGAUGGUCCUGGUUAAUAGACGUGCAUUUCUACCAACACUACCCACUAAGUCUCCUUCUAAUUUAAAAAUAUAUGCUGCAAGAAUUGUUAGGAGAAAUUUGUCUCUUGGGAAACCUCAGCUACCAUCUCCAACAGAUUCAUGGAAGUCAUCCUGUGAGACUUCAUCAUUUGCUUAUUCUUGCUGGUGCUUAAGCUCAUUCUCAGUUGAAAUUGCCAGAAAUUCUCUUGAAGCUGAGGGUGCUGAUAUAUUUGGAUAUGAGAAGGGUUCAAUAGAUGGGUUAAUUAAUGCUCUUAAAGAAUUUGAAAGAAUUACUGAUACUCAGAUAGAUAGUGAAUUAGCUUUAGUUUCAGCACUCCCUGCUAGAGAUAUAGAUAAGAUAAAUAUAAAUAUAAAUAUAAAAGAUACCUCUUCAGAUUAUAGUGAAGAUCAGGUACCUAAACAAUUGUCUGGGGGCUACUUGAAAAAUAUUGAAGAAGUUAGCCAGAUAGAGAAGUCACCAAGCUAUAUUUCAGAGCCAUUGUCUCCAAUCCCUUGCGAGGUUAAUAUAAAUAGCUCUACUAAAGAGUUUGCUGAUUGUAAUUCAAGUAUUGAUAUUGGGAGUGAAGUAAAGGAAUAUUUUACGAAGUGUUAUACUAGACAGGUUACUGUCAAUGAUUUUAUUACUACUAUGAAGACACUUCAUUUGACAGCAAUCAAUAGUCCUAAUGAAGCUACAAAGGAGAGUAAAUUGUUCAACGCAAUAUUACAUACACUAUUUGAUGAGUGCAGGUCAUUUCCUAAAUAUCCACCUAUGGAAUUAAGUAUCACUGCUCACUUAUUAGGUCGGUUGGUACAUGAAGACUUGUUGAUUUCUUAUGGUAAUGCUUUAGUAUUUGUCUUAAGAUGUAUAUUAGAGGCACUUCGAAAGGUCCCAUGGACAAAAAUGUUUUGCUUUGGUAUCAUUGCAAUGGAGCAAUUCAUUGAUCGUUUCAUCCACUUCCCCCAAUUUUUGUCAGCUAUUUGUAAUAUCUCAUCCUCCUUGAAACCUGUUAUUGGUGAGUACAUUGAAUACUGUGAGGAAUGUUACUUUAUUUUGCCUGAAAAUUUGCGCAAUAUACUUUAUGUUGACAAUGAUACUCUUGAGCAUUUAGGAAUAAAAGAACCCACACCUCCUUCGACUAUUAUAUCACUGUUACAUCCAGAAGUGAUCGCACUUGGGUUUAAUAGUCCUAAUACUAACUUGAAUAUUGACACAAGAUCUAAUUUCAGUUCAAUAAUGGAUCGCAAGUUUGGGAGUCUUAUUACACUAAAUUUGAAGGGGAGAACUCAGCUCCCAAGUAAUGUAACAAUGGAACAGUUACAAGGCUUUGGGUUGGGUAGCUUGGAGAAAUUAAUUAAUGACCCUUCUAUAAUUCAGACAUUACAAAUUCCACCUGAGCAAACUAUAGAGCAUAUUUUUACUGUAUGUAAUACUUUGGCAAGCACAAAUAUUGAUAUGAAGGUUGCAGAGAUAGCAGAUAUAUUGAAGAAUAAUCCGCAGUAUGGUCCUUGGUUUGCAUUCUAUUUGGUAAAAAGUAGAGCUUCUAAAGAGAAGAAUAAUCACUCUAUAUAUAUUAGCUUUUUACUUCGCCUAGAUGCUGCUUUGCAGAAGAAUGGCACUAUUAUUGACUCUAAUUCAUGCUCAAGACUUAAGAUACUGCCUUCCUUAGACAAUAAUUCCAUACAGCCAAUCGUGCAUAAAGGGCAAAUUGGAAAGAGUGAAGGUUAUAUCAUUGAAACGGUAACCUUGGCAAGCUAUGACUGUAUUAAGGCACUGCUUUGUUUUGCGAGUUUACUUAAUGAUGUGUCGUCGUAUGUAAAUGUUUUGCGAAAUUUAGGAUUCUGGCUAGGCCAAAUAACAAUUGGUCGUAAUCAACCAAUUAUUCACAAGUAUUUGAAUCCAAGACAACUUGUUAUAGAUAGUUAUUCAUGUGGUUGUAUUGCUUCAGUUUUACCAUUUAUUUGUAAAAUACUGGAAAAUGUCAAGAGUAGUUGUUUCAAACCUCCAAAUCCUUGGACUAACAACCUGUUAUAUUUACUCGCUGAAGUUCAUUCAGUAUCUAAUGCAAAAUCAAAUAUGUUUGAGGUAGAACUACUAUUUAAGCAACUUGAUCUGAGCCUAAUGGACUACAUUGGGAAGACUGACUUUUUGAAUCUUAAUAUUCAGAAGAUACGUACUGGUGGUACUACAUCUUCUACUAACGAAGAUAGACCAAGAGCGGUAUCAAGUAAUAGUACAUAUCUUAUCAAUGGCAAUCAUGGAGAUACAAGUUCUAAUGUACAUGUAAAUUCUGGAAAUAUAAGCAAUGUAACUACACAGUCUCAGAUAUUUCAAAGUGGAACUGCAGAUUCUCAACUUGCAUCAACAUUCUUACCACCUGGAUAUUCAGGCUCACAAAUGAUAUUACAACAGUCACAAGCCCAACAUAUUCCUUCAUCUUCAUCUGAUAUCCAAUAUUGGGCCAAUAAAGUAUUAAUAUCACCCUCAGUAGCUCUUUUCCAAAUACAACCUUCUUUACGUCCUCUUGUUCCUCUAGCUUUAGAUAGAUCAAUAAGAGAGAUACUUCAAGUUGUUAUACCAAGGUCAGUAAGAAUUGCAGCCUUGACAACCCGUGAAGUAGUGGGUAAAGAAUUUGCGUUUGAACAAGAUGAAAAUAUAUAUAAGAGAGCAGCUCAUUUGAUGGUUGCUGCACUUUCAGGUUCUAUGGCUGUUGCUGCAUGCCGUGAGCCACUUAGAGUGGCUUUCACAGGUCAGUUAAGACAGGUUUUACAUCCAAACCCAACUAGAGAGGGCGAGGAUCAUGUCUUGAUUGAACAGGUAAUUCAAGUCAUUUGUAGUGACAAUAUCGAUUUGGGUUGCCAAGUUGUUGAGCAGGCAGUUAUAGAACGUGCUAUUGAAGAAGUAGAUGACAUAAUCUCUCCCGGAAUUAUAGCUAGGAGGAAAGCUCGUGAAGCAGGGCAUCCAUUCGUUGAUAUAAACUAUUAUGGAGGUCCUAACACACAGAAUGCAGCAACUUUUUGGGCUUCUUUACCUGAUUCCUUGAAGUAUCGUUCGGGAUCUCUAAGGCAUUUACAAUUAUAUAAGGACUUUUUACAAUAUACAGCCAUGAGGAAUAUAGAACGUCGCGAUAAUAGUGGACUAUUGCUUGAUACUACAGGGAACCAGCAGCCAACUCAAUCUGUAAACAAUGUCUCAAUAUCUACUGUAGGUACAAAUUCAAAUGUAAGUGACUUGUAUAGUCAACAUCAGUCACAGCAAAUGAACUCAUCUUCAGUUGUGAGCAGUGCACAUGGUAAUCAAUAUUUGCAGCAUGAAUCAUUAAGUGGAACUAAUUCAAACAAUUCUUUAUCAUCUCCGAUAGUUCAACCACCAGAACCGGUGAGAGUUCCUUUAGUUUAUGAAUUAGCAUAUCAACCUUUGAUGAUGAGGAUAGAAGAAUGCCUUGGUCAGAUUAAAGAUAUAAUUCGUGAAAUUGCACUAUAUCCUCCUAUAAUAGCGAAGCAAAAUUCAACUGUGCCAGUUUCGAAUACUUUGAGUGCCAGUGGUAUUUCAGUAAACAUUACAGAACCUAUAAAGUACUCACUUCCACUUGGUUCAAAUAUAGUUUCAGUUCAUUUACCAACUACAGCUCAUAUAGUACUCUCUAUCCUGGUUUCUUUACCUUCUGAUCAUAAUAUCUUCUAUUUAUGCCGGAUCUUAUUUGUUAUAGGCUCAUCAAUUUCUCAUAGAGAAGAUGCACUUAUUGGAAUGGCUCAGAAGUUAUUUAAAACUUUAUUUGAUGCUGGAGCAGCUUUUCAACAGAGUAUUACUGGUGUAGUACCAUCUAGUCGUUAUAUAACUGCAUCUUUAGGAUGUGAUGCAGCACUUAUACAUAUUGAAGUAUUUCUUACAUUAUGUCACCAAUUGUCACUUUACAAUCAUGAAUUUUGGCUCAAGCUCCGAAAGGAAGCCACGGGUUGGUUUAUUUAUACUAUUGAAGAUCCUAAGUAUUCUAUUGACAUAGUUGUUGGUGCAUUAAGAUAUGAUCUCGUACCACUUGAUGAAUUUGACAUUUCACUUUCUAGUUUAUUGGAUAAUGCACUCACUUCAUUGUCUGACUCUAACUCAGCCCCUGGCUAUCACAGUCAUAGAGGAAUGCGCGUUGUUGAAUUUGUAUUAAAGCUUUUCUAUAGAAGUCUAGAGGAUUGGCAUUUUCCAAUAUUCCAGAAACUACCUAUUACAACUCAGAUAGUAAUAAAUCGCCUUGCUGCAAAUAGCAAUACUAUUUUGCAAAGUAGUAAUAUUUCAUCGAUUCCUGUUAUAUUACCAGGAUCUUCUCUCAAGCCACAUCCUAUAACUGUAACCUUAGGAGAUCUCAGGCUUCGAGUUGAGUCAUCAUUAUUGGCAUUUACUGCCAGCAAACAUAAUAAGUGUAUUAAUGAUUAUUGGAUAGGUGGUGUAGUUCCUACAAUCUUAACUUUUCAGAAUAUUAUUCAGAGAAAUACUGACCUAAUAUUGACACCGCACUAUGCGGCUAUUCCAUAUCCUAUUUCACCCUCUUUUGACGUUAUAAAAGGAGUAAAUACUAUUUUUGAUGAAUGGAUUUUGCUAUUAAGAAUUACUGUUUUCAAUGGAUGUGGUGCAACUGAACGUAAUAAUCCUUAUCGAAAUCUAUUUUUGCAGCGACUUUCUAGGCAAGGAUUAUUAAGAAUGGAUGAUACUACUGAGAAGUUUUUCACAGUAUGUACUGAGAGAGCUAUUACUUUAAGUUUAAAUAGUGGGUUACAAAAAGGAAAUUCUGAUGACUUACCUUUAGCAGAAUUGACUGUGAAACCGAAUAUGGAUCCUUUUCCGCUAGAUGCACUUGUAAGGCUAAUAACAACUAUGGCUAGAUAUAUUGAUCCACAACAAAUGACAGCUGUUGUAAUAACACACAAAUUUUUAUCGAUAUUAGUAAGAAUAAUACAUCGUGAUGCUGAAAACACCAACUUUAAUCAGCGACCAUAUUAUCGUAUUUUUUAUUCACUCCUUGAAGAGUAUGAUACUAUUGGUUUUAAUACUGAAUUGAUCCAUUUCACUUGUAUGCUGAGUAUUAUUCAUAAUUUGCAAUAUCUCAAUCCUAAUAGAGUUCCAAGUUUUGUAUACGCUUGGGUACAGAUCAUAUCAAAUAAUCGUUUGUUCCCUUACUUACUGCGUCACAUUAAAGGUUGGCAACCAUACCAUGCACUACUACUUCAAUUAUUUAUUUUUAUUUCUCCAUAUUUACGUAAUGUUCAGUUGGAAACCAGUAUUAAAAGCAUAUAUGGUGCUCUUUUAAGAAUUCUUCUUGUACUAUUACAUGACUUUCCUGAAUUCCUUUGCGACUACAGUUGUAGUUUUUGUGAUACUCUUCCAAGUAAUUGUAUCCAAAUCCGUAAUUUAAUUCUGUCAUCAUUCCCACGAAAUAUGAAGCUACCUGACCCAUUUUUACCUACUCUCAAGAUAGAAAAUUUACCUGAAAUGAAGAUGGUACCAAGGAUGAUGGCUAAUUAUGGAGUAUAUAUUUUGUACAAAGGUAUUAAAUUUGACAUAGACAAAUACUGGAUUUCUAGAGAUAUUACAAUACUAUCUGUUAUAUUGAGUAAGUUGAAGUUACUGAAGGAGGAUGCGCUUAGAUUUGGAAGUAAAUAUUCCUUACCAGUGAUAACGGGUUUGUUACUUUAUGUUGGGAUAUAUCUCCCAAAUGGAGUCACCACAAACAGCAACAGUGAUAACAAUAGCACUAUUUCUAGUAACAAUGUGAAUAAUAUCAAUAGAAAGGUCAAUGAAUCUAUUGAGCAAACAACUAGUAAUGUAGGAGCUUCAAUUAUAGAGGAUCAAACUCAACAAUCUCUAGAAAUAUUUGAGACAGUAAGCAACCCAUCUCUGAGUAUUUUUCUAUUUUUAUGUAAAACUCUCGAUAUGGAAGGUAGAUUUGUCUUUGUAUCAGCUAUCGCAAACUUCCUGGGAUAUCCAAACUCACAUACAUACUACUUUAGUAGCUUGCUAUUAUGGCUAUUUGCUAAGUGCAAUGAUUCCAUAUUACAGGAACAAAUUACCCGUGUGUUACUGGAAAGGUUGAUUGUUCAUCGUCCUCAUCCUUGGGGGUUACUAAUAACAUUCAUUGAAUUAAUUAAAAAUCCUAAAUAUUCUUUUUGGAGCUGUUCAUUUGUACAUCUGGCACCAGAGGUUGAGAAGUUAUUUCAAUCUGUGGCUCAGACCUGCCUUGGACAAAAUCCUAUGAAAUUUAACUCAACUAACUCUCCAAAUGCUUCAUAA